AUGGAUGCAGAAAUUUCCAUGAUCGAGAAAAACAAGACAUGGGAGCUUGUUGAUCAACCGGAAGACAAGCCGGUUAUAGGUCUCAAAUGGAUCUAUAAGGUCAAAUUCAAUGAAAAUGGUUCUAUCCAGAAGUACAAAGCUCAACUGGUGGCAGAGGGUUAUUCACAACAGCCUGGAGCAAGCAACAAGAGCCUCGAGACUAUCAGAACAGUUCCUGCUCUAGCUGCACAACUGGAGUUACCAGUAUACCAGCUGGAUGUCAAAUCAACAUUUCUGAAUGGAGAACUGGAAGAAGAAGUCUAUGUGGAACAACCACGAGGCUAUGAGAAGAAAGGAGAAGAAGACAAAGUCUAUCGUCUCCGAAAGGCUUUGUACGGGCUGAAGCAAGCACCAAAAGCAUGGAUCAGCAUAAUCGAUCGAUAUUUUUAG
Messenger RNA from Linum trigynum, 429 nucleotides. NCBI's taxonomy places the organism in Eukaryota, Viridiplantae, Streptophyta, Magnoliopsida, Malpighiales, Linaceae. The record is from the annotation of a GenBank genome assembly.